UCGGCGUAUGGCGGUGCCGAGUAAGUUUAAGCUAAAGCUCGUGUCUGAUAAUCAACACGGCGUUUAGUUGUACGUUUAGUAGCAACAAAAACGUCGUUCUAUAAACUUGAGUAAUUUAUUUUAUCCAGUGAUUGUAUUUUUUCUCAAGACAUAGAUUUUAAAUACCGCAAGUUAAUUAUUUAUUACGACAAUAAUUUUUUUAAAAUAAAAAUGUCAAAAUCAGGAUCUAAUUCAUCGUUACCUGGUGGAAAUCACAAUAGUAAUGAGAUAAACCCGACUAAUGUUAAAAGUACAGUCCCGAAAAUCAGGCAGGAAUUACUCAAGUGGAAUGGAUGGGGUUACAAGGAUUCGGAGUUUGUUGUCAAAGACAAUUCGAUUAUUGAAUUCACCGGUUCACGAUACCCCAUUGGAAACCUCCAGUUGCCUUAUUUUACGCAAUGGGUCAAAGAAGUCCUUGGAGUUGAUUUGACAAAACGAACACCAGCACAGUCAUUACCGACAUCAUUUCCUGAACCGAUACUUUCUCAGGAUUUUUUCGAUGCUGUAAAUCAGUUGAAAAUUUCUUUUUCUACGGAUGGUCUCGAUAGAUUAUUCCGAGCUCAUGGGCAUACACUUCGGGAAAUGGUUCAAUUGAAACAUGGAAAUUUUGAAAGGAUACCGGAUAUUAUUCUUUGGCCAAAAUGUCACAAUGAUGUUGAGAGAAUAAUAAGGAUAUGUGUAAAAUACGGAGUCGCUUGUAUACCUUUCGGCGGUGGUACUAGUGUCAGUGGAGCUGCAACUUGUCCCGUACAAGAGCGUCGUACAAUAGUUUCUCUCGAUACAUCGCAAAUGAAUCGCAUACUAUGGAUUGACAGAGAGAACCUCGUUGCGUGCUGCGAAGCAGGUAUCAUUGGACAAGAUCUUGAGCGGGAGUUGAGAUCAAGAGGUUUAACCUCUGGUCACGAGCCUGAUUCGUAUGAAUUUUCUAGCUUGGGUGGUUGGGUGGCCACAAGAGCAAGCGGAAUGAAAAAAAAUACAUAUGGAAACAUUGAAGAUUUGGUCGUACGAGUGAGAAUGGUUACAGGACGAACACAAGAUCCCUCGUUGACUCUAGAAAGAGGCGCGCAGGUGCCACGUAUUUCUAGCGGCCCAGAUUUCGACCAUGUGAUUCUCGGCAGUGAAGGUACACUCGGUGUUGUCACGGAAGUCGUCCUUAAAGUCCGUCCGCUGCCAAAAAUAGUUAAAUACGGAAGUGUCAUAUUCCCAAAUUUUGAAAGUGGUGUUGACGCGAUGAGAGAAGUUGCACGCCAGCGAUGUCAGCCAUCGAGUAUUCGGUUGAUGGACAAUGAACAGUUUCGAUUUGGUCAGGCACUGCGUCCUGACAGCGGUUUGACGGAUAAGAUAAUGCAUGCUUUCAAGCAAACUUAUGUGACUAAAAUCAAAGGGUUUCAAUGGGACAGCGUGUGUGUAGCGACUCUGCUAUUUGAAGGCUACGAGUCAAGUGAUGUCGCUAGUCAGGAAAAAAAAAUUUACGCAAUUGUUAAAAAGUACGGUGGAAUGGCUGCUGGUGAAACUAAUGGAGAACGUGGUUACAUUCUUACAUUUGUCAUUGCGUAUAUCAGAGACUUGGGUUUAGAGUUCGGAGUACUGUCGGAAUCAUUUGAAACCUCUGUGCCUUGGAGCCGCGCACUGUCACUUUGCCGAAACGUAAAAUCUCGCGUGUCACGGGACUGCAAGGAACGAGGUAUCAAGCAUUAUCUUAUGUCUUGCCGAGUCACGCAAACCUACGACGCAGGAUGUUGCAUAUACUUUUAUUUAGCAUUCAAUUAUAUCGGUUUGCAUGAACCUGUUGAGACUUACGAGACAAUUGAAGAAAAUGCAAGAGCUGAAAUAAUUGCCAGCGGUGGUUCUAUUUCUCAUCAUCAUGGAGUAGGAAAAAUGAGAGCUAAAUUUUAUCCUGAAGCUGUUGGCGAGACUGGAGUCUCACUUUAUCGCGCGAUGAAAGAACAUUUGGAUCCUAAUAAUAUAUUUGCUGCCGGUAAUUUAGAUCCUCAAUACAGAGCCAAAUUAUAG
Microplitis demolitor is the source of this 2052-nucleotide messenger RNA. It is a transcript of the gene Agps, whose product is annotated as alkyldihydroxyacetonephosphate synthase. Bases 211 to 2052 code for a protein of 613 amino acids. The record is from RefSeq and is a predicted model, not a curated record. The transcript has 5 exons. Gene Ontology annotation, biological process: lipid biosynthetic process. Gene Ontology annotation, molecular function: FAD binding; alkylglycerone-phosphate synthase activity. Lineage: Eukaryota; Metazoa; Arthropoda; Insecta; Hymenoptera; Braconidae.